This is a messenger RNA of Naegleria fowleri, 1164 nucleotides long. RefSeq lists its product as uncharacterized. The transcript has a single exon. Lineage: Eukaryota; Heterolobosea; Eutetramitea; Acrasida; Naegleriidae. The record is from RefSeq and is a predicted model, not a curated record. The coding region runs from base 1 to 1164 and encodes 387 amino acids.
AUGAUGCAUCCAUCGUUUAGCAAUCCUUCCAACACUAAUAUCCACACAGAAUUACAAUCCUGUCUGCUACGUGUCCUUUUAACCAAUGCUAACAUGAGGUCAUUGCGUCAUUUCUCUUCUGAACCUUCCCAUCCAAAAAAGCUUCUCUCCAUGUUGUAUCAUCUCAUUGAUUUGGCUUUGCAAUUUGAACCAACAGAAUUACCUCUUCGAUGGUCCUCCUAUUCGACUCAACUUCCAAAUAUGGGGCAUCCUCUUCUGCAUGAUGAACAAGUCUCUUCCUUAAUGUUAUCUUCUCAAACGAAAUCGCCUCUCUAUGCAAAUGCACUGGUUCAUGAUCAUUCUCAAAUGAAUGAAUCCAAUAAUGAACAGAGAAUGCCAAUGAUGAUCAUGGAUCAAUACCAUGUUUACGAUCACAUUCAAUUGGAAUGUGUGAAUUCCUCCUCAUCCUCAUUCCAAUCGUCGUCGAAUGAACCUAUUUGGUUUCCUCCAGCUCAUUUGGUGAAUCGUUUGUUUGAGGGAACAUGUUCGAGUGCAAACAAGAAGAUUUCAAUUUUGGAUGGAGUUCAUUCGCAACUGCCAUCAGAAGAGGAGGAUCAGUCUCUCAUUGAUUCCUCUCCUAUAGACAAGAGGACAUGCCCUCUUGAACAGAAUCAAUGUUACUCAAAUUCGAGAAUUGUUGGGGAUUCAGAGUUGUUGACCUCUCCAUUGUCACCUGUCACGGAAUUCAUGCAGAAAGCUUUGGGAUCUUGUUUUUUUGAAACAACAACCACAAAUACGACUUGUUCUUUUGAAACAAAUUCAACAACAACAACAACACCUAACGAUGCAUCUAUUUCUACAAACACUCAUCUCCAGAAUAAUCGAUGGUUGAAAAAGAAAUCUUCCAAGAGUACCAACAGUAAUACUGCUAAAUUGUUUAAUCAUUCAUUGAUGAAAAUGUCAACAAAAGAAACGACGAAUCCCACCCACAAAAUUGUCAAGACAAGAAAGACCUCUAAGAGUGCGCCUCCCUCAUUGUUUCGAACACUAAAUGUUGCUUCAGAUCAAAAACAACAACUCCUCGAAGUAUUGAACCGAAACGAAUGGUCAGCAGAACGAUUGGCUUCCUUUGUGACACAGUGGAAACACACGUCGUAUUCCGUGCAUGACCAAAACAUGAAUUAA